AUUGUAAACUACGACAGUGUUGUUCUGCGAAAACACAAGAAAAGUUUGACGCAUCCAUUCAAGGGCUCAAAAAGCGCAUACAAAAGUGUUUUGGUAAUUUUAAGUUAUUAUAUUAUUAUUAUUUAACAGUUAUUCUACGAACUCAAGUCGAAUAUGAGCUUAUCGGCUAUCGCUCAUAUUCGACUCGAGUUCGUAGAAUAACCGUUAAUUAUUAUAUACACAAGGUCUGAAUUCACAGACUUUGCUUUUCGAAUAUUUUCAAUAUUUUUCUAUUUUGUUUAUGUUUUUAUCUUCGCUCUUUCGGCCGAUUAUUUUUUCAAAAAUAUAUAUUUUCAACCAUUUUAAAUAUUAAAAAUUUAUUUGCUAACCUGAAAACAAUUUGUGGGAGUUUUUUCAUUGUGUUUUUAAUCCUGUGAAGGCAAUAAAAAGCGACAACUUGCCGUUUUCUCGUUUGCAAAACAUCGUAAAUUCAGUUUGGCCGCCAUUUUGUUUUUCUCUACUAGCAGGAUAUGAGCUAAUAUCCUGCUAGUAGAGAACCAAUCAGAUUGCAGAAUACCUCAUAUCCAGACCUUGUGUAUAUAUAUAAUAAUAUACAUUAUUCAGUGCUUUUCAGUGACUGAUUACGUCGAGUACUGGACUAUCUGUCUUUGUAACAACUUUGUGUUUAUCCUAACCCACCCUGUCAACUUUCCCUGUGGGAGGAAACCGGAGCACCCGAAGAAAACUCACGACUUUCGGCAGAGCGUUGACUCACUCUUUUCACACGAAUCCGUAGCGAGAAUCAAACCCACGAUCUCACAGGUGAAAGGCGCUUGCUCUGACGCCUGCGCCACCGAAAAAGCCCCACUAUCUUUCCAGGUGAUCUCGUGUUCGUAUUUUAGCCAAUCAGCGCUCAGAAAGGGUUGUCCUAAUAGAAAUCCAUUUUGAUGUAUUCAGUCAAUUAUAUCUUUCGUUAUUCUUUAUGAAACUAGUUGAAAUUUUGUAAUUAUGUUUGGUUAUGAGAACUAUAGCUCUGACAAAAAUAUGGAAUCGAAAUAAAGUAUAUUACAGGAGAUAUUCAGUUGUUUUAAUCAUAAAAUGGAUUUCUAUUUGACAACUAGUGCCAGUACUUUUCCGCGUAUCAAGAUCAUCUGGUUGUAAUCAUGACGAUAUUUGUAAUAUGAAAAGACAGACUAGCUCGUUUUGUUCUCUAUCAAUGGUUGCUAGACGCAAUGAAUGUUGUUGAAUGCUUUUGUACAUGGAAAUUUCUUUCCACUGCCAAUUUUAUACAUUUUUAGACUUAACCAGGGGCAGUUCCCCAAUUAACCAAAAUUUUGAACUCAACAAGUCUAGACAAAAAUUUCACCACAGCUUGAAAGAGCAUCACAAAAUUAGUAAUAUUCCACAUAAUAUUUCGUUGCAAAAUGUUGUAAAAUGCGGAUAAUAUAUAGCCUUGCGAAGUUUGCAAUUUUCAGUCAUUUAAUGUAGAUUACAAACGGGAAAUGGUUACCAGUUCUGUGCGUAAUACAAAAUGACUGAAAAUUACAAACUUCGCAAGGCUAUAUUAUAUUAUCCGCAUUUUACAACAUUUUGCAACGAAACUUUGGAAUAUUACUAAUUUUGUGAUACUCUUCCAAGCUGUGAUGAAAUUUUUGUUUAGGCUAGUUAAAAUCCAUCUUUCAGGCUAUGAUGUUGUUAGGCUAGACCGUAAGGUUAAUGGUAGAAAUGGUGGUGGUGUUUGUAUGUAUAUACGAAGUAAUCUAAACUUUCGAAUUCGUGAAGAUCUGGCAUGUAAUGAUCUUGAAAUCCUAAUAAUCGAAAUUUCUAAUCCUCGUUCAAAGCCGUUUUUGGUGGGUACUUGGUAUAGACCUCCAAGCUCGUCCCAACAAUUAUUUACUUCAUUCGAGGAAAUUAUCGAUAAGAUAGAUGCUGAGAAUUCCGAACUGUAUUUACUUGGAGAUUUGAAUUGUAACCUAUUGUCAAACACACCAAAUUCCAACACGUCUGAGCUUUUGAAUAUAUUUGAUAUUUACAAUCUUUCACAGACAAUUUCUGAACCUACAAGAAUAACUAAUACCUCACAAACAUUAAUCGAUCUAUGUAUUACCAAUAAUCUUGAUAAAGUAAAAGCUUCCGGUGUUCUUUCUCCUGGUAUAAGUGAUCAUUCUCUGGUAUACCUUAUUCGGAAAUAUACAUAUCAUAAGGCACCGGUAAAUACUUUUGUUGAAAAGAGAAAUUUCAGAAACUUCAAUGAACAUGCAUAUUUGAAUGAUUUAAAUAAUCUAAAUUGGGAGCAGGUUUGUCUGCAUAACGACCCUAAUGAUAUGUGGACUGAAUGGUUGAAUUUGUUUAUGUCUGUGAUUGAUAAACAUGCCCCACUUAAAAAGAAACGUAUAGGGAAACGAUAGUCUCCCUGGAUUACUUCACAUGUAGUUCAGAAAAUUCGCGAAAGAGAUUAUCUAAAAAGGCAAUUCGAUAUUUCACGUGACGAUGAAAUUUGGUUACAAUAUAAGAAAGCUCGAAAUGAAACUAACAACACUAUUAGGCAGGCUAAACAUAACUACUUUAUCACUAAUAUUGAGGCUGCACGAAAAGAUCCAAGGAAAACUUGGAGGCUAGUCAACGAUCUGAACUCUCGUAAAGUGAGUGAUGUAACCAGUGUCAAGAAAGUCAAUCUUGACGGUAAUGAAAUCACUAAUGCGGCUGAAAUUUCGGAUGCCUUUAAUUCAUAUUUCACCUCGAUAGGAGAGAAACUUGCGAACAAAAUACCUAGCUCGAAUGUUAAUCCCGUUUCUUAUAUUCAAUCCACACAUAGUGUUUUUUCUUUCGAGGAAAUUGGUUUGUCCACUGUAAAUUGUUUGCUAAAAACGAUUAAUGCUAACAAAGCGACCGGCCAUGAUAAAAUCCCAGGUAGAUUAUUGAAAAUAGCCGCUGAUAUUCUUUCCCCCUCGUUAACCAGAAUUUUUAAUAGAUCGCUUUCUAUGGGGAUUUAUCCGACUGAUUGGAAAAUGGCAAAAGUCUUACCGUUAUUCAAAAAUGGCGAAAAAUGUGAUCUAAGUAAUUAUCGUCCAAUUUCAAUUAUAUCGGCGGUUGCCAAAGUUUUUGGUAGAACCGUUUAUGACCAAUUUUACUCCUAUCUGACAAGUUACAACUUACUGUCGAACUAUCAGUCAGGGUUUCGAGCAUCAUAUAGUACCGUUACAGCUUUAUUAGAGUCGAGUAAUAACUGGUGCGUAAAUAUUGAUAAGGGUUUGCUUAACGGAGUGAUCUUCAUUGACCUAAAGAAAGCUUUCGAUACAAUUGAUCACGAAAUUCUUAUACGUAAACUCAAGUGUUAUGGUGUGGAUGACAAUGCGCUAUCGUGGUUUAAUUCCUAUUUAAACAAUCGAAAACAGAAAUGCUACGUAAAUGGCAAACUCUCUGGUAGUCGUUCUAUCUCCCAUGGAGUUCCACAAGGCUCUAUUAUUGGCCCACUUCUGUUUUUGAUCUAUAUCAAUUACUUGCCUAACUGCUUGAACGAGGGUUUACCUAGAAUGUAUGCUGAUGAUACGAACAUCAGCAUGCAAAGUAAUAAUCUUUCUGAGCUAGAAAAUCUUAUGAAUGCUGAAAUAGCCAAUUUAAACACAUGGCUAGAGGCAAAUAAGUUAAGUUUAAAUAUUGCCAAGACUGAAUUUAUGAUUAUUUGAUCUCGUCAAAGACUUUCAACCUUUGAUAAUCAGAAUGUGGAAGUAUGUGUUAACAAUAAACAGAUUAAUAGAGUGCUGAAGUCUAAGUCAUUAGGUUUAACAAUUGAUGAGAACUUGACUUGGAAAUAUCAUGUUGAUAAUAUCACCAAAAAAGUCUCUUCGGGUAUCGGCGCUUUCAAACGAAUGAGAGAUUUUAUUACCACAGAAACUGCAAUUCGAGUUUACCAAAGUUUGGUGGAGCCCUAUUUUUCCUAUUGUGCCCCUGUUUGGGAUGGCCUAGGUAAAAAGCAAAGCGAAAAAUUACAAAAAUUACAGAAUAGGGCCGCCCGUGUUAUUACCCGUUCAUCUUAUGAUAUUUCAUCAAGUUCUCUUCUUGAAGAACUUAAUUGGGAAUCAUUGUCCACUAAGCGAUUAAAGCAAAAGGCAAUCCUCAUGUUUAAUACUAUUAAUAAACAUACACCCUUCUAUUUACAAGAGAUGUUUUCUCCCAGUGAGAGUGUUUAUAACCUGAGAGAUUCUUAUGGUAAACUUUAUGUCCCAAAACCACGCACAGAUUAUUUGAAACGCUCCUUCAGUUACAGUGGAGCCUCUUUAUGGAAUGGCUUGCCAGAAUCUCUUAGAUCAGUAACCUCUCUCGCUGCAUUUAAGACAGGUUUAGAAGCCUUCUUAAUAAAUAAUCGAUCUGACUCCCACACGGCAAUCAGGUAGAACAGUAUCUAUAUUUCUUUUUGCUCCUUUUAAAAUAUUUUAAUAGUUUUGUAAAUAACUAUACUGAUGAUUUUCCGUGUUUAAAUAAAGUUGAUGUAUGUAUGUAUGUAUGUAUCAAAAUUUUGGAAAAGUGGUAACCAUUUCCCGUUUGUAAUCUAAAAUGACUGAAAAACGGCAAACUUCGCAAGGCUAUAUUAUCCGCAUUUUACAACAUUUCGCAACGAAACUUUGGGAUAUUACCAAUUUUGUGAUGCUCUUUCAUGCUAUGAUGGAAUUAUGUCUAGACUUGUUGAGAUCAAAAUUUUGGUUAAAUUGGGGAAUGGUCCAUUGCACUCUGUAUGAACAUAUUAUUAUAUGACAACCGAUUUAAUGCACCACGUGUCUCUUACCGCGUCGACGAAAUUAGGCUCCACACGCACGGUAUUUUUUUUGGACGACCAGUUUGGUCACCAUGGAUUAAACCCUGCUCAUAUACCAUUCCAUAAAUUGGCUUAUGUACUAUUUAAAACACGAGUAGGAGUGCUUUAUCAGAUAUAAAACACGAGAGCGCAGCUCGAAUGUGAUAUAUCAGGAUAUAUCUGAUAAAGCACGGGAUGCGAGUGUUUUAAAUGGCUUAAAAAACGACCCAUUUGAUGAGUUCAUUGGCGAAGUAAUUUUAAAAAUAAAUGUGUUGGUGUUGCGUACUCAGUUGAAUAUGUUUGUGAUGUUACUCUGAGUGUUUGAAAAAUAUGCCUGGCCACGGUGGGAAUCGAACCUACGACCUUUGGAAUACUAGCCCAAUGCUCUGCCAACUGAGCUACGCGGUCAGGACGGUUCGAGUAGGUGAUAUUUCAGAACUGAAUUCUGAAAUAUCACAUACUCGAUAGACUCUAUGUGGUAUUUCAGAACUGAGUUCUUAGUCUAGAUAAGGUACUCAGUUCUUAGUCUAGAUAAGGUACUCAGAUCACAUACUCGAACCGACCUGACCACGUAGCUCAGUUGGCAGAGCAUUGGGCUAGUAUUCCAAAGGUCGUAGGUUCGAUUCCCACCGUGGCCAGGCAUAUUUUUCAAGCUCGCCCGGUGUGGAUAUACACUCAGAGUAACAUCACAAACAUCAUAUUCACCCGAGUACAUUACACCAACACAGAAAAAUCAUGAUUAUUAGAUUACAUUGAUAUCGAAGGAACUAGAUUCUGUUCCGAAAUAUCACAUACUCGAACCGACCUGACCGCGUAGCUCAGUUGGCAGAGCAUUGGGCUAGUAUUCCAAAGGUCGUAGGUUCGAUUCCCACCGUGGCCAGGCAUAUUUUUCAAGCUUGCCCGGUGUGGAUACACACUCAGAGUAACAUCACAAACAUUAAAAAUAAAUGUUGUCUAAGCCGAGAAAAUCAAAGCUAAAGUUUAUGUAAAUGAACAUGAUUUUUUAUCACAUAUAAAACCACCGAAAAAAACUGAUUUAAUUCCUCUGUCUUUUCCUUGACAUUUUCUAAUCUUAUUUAUUCUACAUUUCUUUCAGGGAAGCGAGCCUACAUUUACCCACUACGAAUGCAACGAAGACUUUCCUAAAAUGCUUGGAUCUGAGUUUAUGCGAGAUACGCUGGAUUACAUUUGGUACUCGUCGGAUUGCUUGCAAGUGAAUGGCGCCCUAGAGAUGGUGAAUGAAGAUCUGAUCAAGCCCCAUCACGCAUGCCCUAACCACGUGUUUCCAUCAGAUCAUUUAUCACUGAAAGCAUGCUUUCAGUUUCCUGAAAAACCAGAAAGUGCCUGA
Messenger RNA from Paramuricea clavata, 6119 nucleotides. The record is from the annotation of a GenBank genome assembly. NCBI's taxonomy places the organism in Eukaryota, Metazoa, Cnidaria, Anthozoa, Malacalcyonacea, Plexauridae.